Cheilinus undulatus (humphead wrasse) is the source of this 4541-nucleotide messenger RNA. RefSeq names its product PR domain containing 11 (gene prdm11). The transcript has 9 exons. The record is from RefSeq and is a predicted model, not a curated record. Gene Ontology annotation, molecular function: protein binding. NCBI's taxonomy places the organism in Eukaryota, Metazoa, Chordata, Actinopteri, Labriformes, Labridae. The coding region runs from base 384 to 3572 and encodes 1062 amino acids.
CUGAUUAACUGACAUUAAAAUAAACCGUGUUGCGGUGGUUCCCGGUCUCCCCUACUCGUCUGUGUUCGCCGUUUUCCGGUAAAAAGUUUUCCAUGUCAUUUCCUGUGAUAAAGAUGGUGGUCACAGCUCGGGGAGGAGGCCACUGAGUCGAGCUGAAAUUUAACGGAAACUUUACCGCCGAGCCGCCGCGGGGACAGCGGCCGGGACUCGGUGCUCUGCGGCCGGGAGGACAGAGCGAAGCUUCCCCGGGAGAGAGGCUCCGUGUCCCCGCUGCGUGUCUGCUGAAGGUGAUGUCAUCUUUUCAAGUUUUAAACAUUCCAUUCUCUGUCUCUAAAGACGGCUGAAGUGGAUGAUGUGCUGAUUUCUACAAACAUGAUUCCAACAUGAGCGACUCGCUGGACCUCUGGUUCUGUGAGGAGUGUCAGGAAUAUUUCCAGAACGAGUGUCCGUCCCAUGGGCCUCCGCUGUUCAUCCAGGAUACUCCUUCAACCCUGGGGUCGGCUAACAGGGCGGCGCUCACCGUCCCGUCAGGCCUUGAGGUCUUCACUGAGGGAGACGAGGUAGAUGUUCGGUGUGUGGAUCCAAAUUUCCCCAAGGGGGCGCUGUUCGGUCCAUAUGAAGGGGAGGUGGUGACCAAGGACAAAUCCUCGGGCUUCUACUCCUGGAUCAUUGUUGAUUUUAACAACACAUAUCAAUCCAUCGAUGGCAGCGAUGAGACCAAAGCUAACUGGAUGAGGUUUGUCCGUACCUCGUCUGAAGAAAGCGACAGGAACUUGACAGCCUUUCAGCACGGUAAAAACAUUUAUUUCAGAGUGAGUCGCACUCUGGAGGCCGGAGAGAAGCUGAGGGUUUGGUACAGUGACGACUACAUCCAACGACUUCACUGUGUCUCCCAGGAGAGCAUCGGCCGUAACCUGGACUCAGGUUCAGAAAAGCCACUCAUCCUGCCAAACGUUCAAAAAGACUCAAAAUCUCCGUGCCUGCAGUCAGCUCUGCGGGGAAAAUCUAGCCAGAGCAAACGACCUGAUGAAGAGUCAGACGGCCAACCUCCUGCCAAGAAAAAGAAGAUUGAUCUCAUCUUCAAAGAUGUCCUUAAGGCCUCUCUAGGAGACUCCAUCAAGUCCUGCAUCUCUACUGAGUGCAAACCAGCUGCUGAGAGCAGCUUUAAUGUUCCCAACCUGAAGGUGGAAGAGAAAGAAGAGGACAACCAGAGCAAAGAGGAACCCUCCACCUCCUUCUGUCCUAACUGUGUCAAACUGAAGAAGAGGAUCCUGGAGCUGGAGGAAGAGCUGUCUCGUCUCAGGGGAGGACAGGAGGACGUGGUGGGUGCACCAAUGUCUGACCAGCACCAGACGCAAAACAGCCAGGCACCACCCCACCCUGAACAAGGCCCCAUCGAAGAUUUCCAAGGGAUGGAGCCCUUGACUCCCUCCCAGGUGGUCCUGGAUGAAGACGACCAAGAUGUUGACUCUGCUGAUGAAUCGAUAGCUGCAGAUCUUGUGAUUUCUCCGGAAGAUUCAUCAAAGUUUUCUUCUGGUGGAGGGCGGCGGAUUCGCCGCUUCAAGCAGGAAUGGCUGAAAAAGUUCUGGUUCCUUCGCUACUCACCAACUCUAAAUGAGAUGUGGUGCCAUGUUUGCCGCCAGUACACCGUCCAAUCAUCCCGAACCUCUGCCUUUAUCAUCGGAUCCAAACAGUUCAAGAUCCACACCAUCAAGCUCCACAGCCAGAGCAACCUCCAUAAGAAGUGUCUGCAGCUGUACAAGCUUCGCAUGCAUCCAGAGAAGACUGAGGAGAUGUGCAAGAACAUGAUGCUGCUUUUCAACGCAGCGUAUCACUUGGCACUUGAAGGUCGACCUUUCUCUGACCUCCGUCCGCUGGCAGAGCUGCUGAAGAGGUGUGAGCUCAAGGUGGUGGAUCAGUACAUGAAUGAAGGAGACUGUCAGAUCCUGGUCCACCACAUCGCCCGAGCACUUAAGGAAGACUUGGCUGAGAAGAUGCGCCUGUCUCCUUUCCUAAGUGUCAUAAUGGAUGCUCAAAACGACGACCUAUUCUCUGACAUGGUGGCAGUGUACGUCCAGUUCAUAACCAAUGAGGGCUCCCCAAAUACAGAGUUCCUGUCCUUGCAGAGACUCAGCAUAGCUAAUGUGGAUGGGUAUCUUCAGGCGAUGGAUCGAGCCUUUGGGGUCCUUGGUCUCAGGUUUGAGGACUUGCUGGUGGUGGGUCUGGGGGUAGACGGCAGUAACAUCUCCUCAGGAACAAGAGCCAACUUGUACAUUGCUGUACAAAAGACAUUUCCUUGGAUCCUCUGUCUUCCUAUCAUGAUCCAUCGACCCCAUCUGGAAGUGUUGGAUGCCAUCAGUGGGAAGGAGCUCCCCUGUCUGGAGGAUCUGGAGAACAACCUCAAACAGCUCGUCAGUUUCUACCGCUACUCGCCUCAUAUGAUGUCUGAGCUGCGAUCCACUGCACCAACGUUGUCCGAGGAGACAGAGUUCCUAGGUGACAUUAGAGCCAUCCGAUGGAUCAUAGGAGAACCGAACGUCCUUAACGCAUUGAUCAAAGAUUACCUGGAGGUAGUUGCACAUCUUAAGGAGAUCAGCAGCCAGACCCAAAGGGCUGAUGCUGCUGCCAUCGCCCUUACCCUCCUCCAGUUUCUAAUGGACUAUCAAUCAGUGAAACUCAUCUACUUCCUCCUGGACAUCAUUGCUGUUUUCUCACGAUUAGCCUUUGCCUUCCAAGGAGAGUACUUGCUGGUGUCUCAGGUGGAUGCCAAGAUCGAGGAGGCCAUUCUUGAGAUCGGACAGUUGGUGGACUGCCCUGGAGAGUAUUUGCAGGAGUUUGAGGAGAAUUUCCGUGAGAGUUUCAACGGCGUUGCACUAAAGAACCUGCGAGUUGCUGAGUCCAAAUUUCAGUCCAUCCGAGAAAAGAUCUGCAACCGCAGCCAGGGAAUCCUGUCUCAACGGUUGGACCUGCAGAGCCGUUCAUUUGCCAAAGCCUGUGGAGUCCUGGACCUGUCCACCUGGCCUAACAACCGGGAGGAUCUGCAGACUUACGGAGAGGAAGAAAUCCAGAUGAUAUUCAACCAUCUAGAGUCGAUUCCCACUGGGGGCAAGGAAAGCUCUCUGGCCAGGACGGAGGCCAAGGGUAGUCUGGUGGUGGAAUGGAAGGAUCUAAAAGCAGACUACUACAGCAUGAACGGUUUCAAAGAGGUCAUCGGUCACGUCUGCAGGUACAAGCAACGUUUCCCUUUACUGAACAGGAUCGUUCAGGUCGUCAGGGUCCUGCCCAGUUCCACGGCCUGCUGCGAUAAGGGCAGAGGGUCUCUACAGAAGAUGUGUAAGAACAAUCGAUCCCGGCUGACUCUAGAGCAGAUGAACGACCUGCUGACAGUGGCCGUGAACGGACCGCCCAUCGCUAACUUUGAUGGGAAGCGAGCGUUGGACAGCUGGUUUGAGGAGAAGUCUGGCAGCAGCUACUCUCUGUCAGCGGAGGUGUUGAACAGGAUGUCGUCUUCUGAUCAAAAGUCUGUCCUGCACAGCGUUGAUGUUAACACAGAGUUCUAUCCAGACAUUUAACAGACAACCAAACAAGUUUAUUACAACGAGGAAACACAGUAAAACUUGGCUAAUAAAGACUGGCUGUUGGUGGGACUAAAAAACCAUCCAGUCUUUCAGAAAAGUAUCAGAGGCUAAGCUUUGCCUUGUCUGUUCUUUGCCACUUAGCAAACCUCCGUCUUAUGCCGAGUUGAGACUGCACAAUCAUUUUGUCCGUUACAGUGCCCACUGUGCCAUAACAGGCGAUCACUGUCUUAACAUCAAAACAUACACAACCAACUAUGGCAACCAACAUUGACUGACAUGAUUACACUAAGGAAGAGAGACAGGCAGCUUACAGCUAGGCACCACGUUAAAACGCUGCAUUUUAGAUGAAAAUUAAGUCUUACUGCCAGAUUUUCAGUCAGUGCAUUUCCUGGCAGAUCCAUUUCCCAGUUAAAACCAGACUCAAAAAAAUGGGAGAAACUGUCAUUAUUCCGUUUUAUCGUUUUUGACCAAAAAAUGGGGGGGGGGGUGUGUGUGACUUGUUUUCCGGGUUUUUUUUUUUUGGUUUGUUUUUUGUUUGUUUUUUUUUUCAUUUUGGUCACAAAAAUGGAAAAACAAAUAACAUUUUAAAAAAGGAUCAAAUUUUUGUUUUUUCAAUUCGGUUAUUUUUUUUUUUUUACAUUUAAUAAAAUACUUGAGGGAAAGGAAAUCAUAUGGUCAUGGGGAAAGGUGUGCAUUUCAAAAUAAAAGCCUCCAUGUCAAAACAAGAGCCAUCCAUUGAAUUUUACAGUAUUAAAAUAGGUAAAAAUGCUCUUUAUACAAUGUAUGAUUAAUAAUGUGAAUUGUUAAUAUACUGGCAGUUUAAUGGACUGUAAUGUUAUUGUUACCUUUAUUUUACAUAUAUAUAUAUAUAUAUAUAUAUAUAUAUGUAAACACACAUUAUUUAUAUAUACAGUGCUUAACAAAUGUUUUAGACCACCUGUCAUCUCUGUCUCAGAGACCAUC